AUGUUUUAUAAAUAUAAUGCUUGGGAUCCCAAGUUAAUUAUAGGACAGAUUUUAUCAAUACAAUGUUUAUAUUAUAUAUUAUUAGCAGGUAUAUUAUACCUGUUAGAUUCAAUGUUUUCAUCAUCCUUAUCAUUAGAACAAAUGUUUGAAUAUCAAUCAAUCAAUACUCAUUCUCAAAGUGGUAGAGUUGUUAUGACUGCUUUUUUAAUUAAUUCAUUAUUUGGUUCAUUUUGUUUAAAAUAUAUAGUGGAACGAUCAAAGAAAUGUUUAGAUCAUUCAGCUACAGUUACAUUUAUACAUUUUAUUAUAGUUUGGAUUGUUUCAGGAUUCCCAAAGACAGUAGUUUGGUGGGCAAUUCAAUUGAUUGGUAUGGUUAUAAUGGCAAUGAUUGGUGAAUAUUUAUGUAUGCGUAAAGAGUUAAUGGAUAUACCAUUACAAAGAGGAAAAGAUUUAGAUUCAACUCCAAUCACAAUUCCACCAUCACCUCAUACUUCAUCACCAAUUAUGAAUCCAAAAAAUAAUAGUAAUGGAAAUAGUGGAAGUAAUAAUAAUAAUAAUAAUAUCUUUAGUAAUAGUAUAAAUAGUAGUGGUGGUAGCAGUAGUAGUAUCAACAGUAUUGGAAAUAGUAAUAAUCCCUACCAACCAAUCGAAUUGGAGAUUUUAACACAUCAAGAUAAACAGGAUGAACAUGAUGAUUGA
Messenger RNA from Dictyostelium discoideum AX4, 699 nucleotides. RefSeq lists its product as hypothetical. The transcript is spliced from 2 exons. Lineage: Eukaryota; Evosea; Eumycetozoa; Dictyosteliales; Dictyosteliaceae. Bases 1 to 699 code for a protein of 232 amino acids. The record is from RefSeq and is a predicted model, not a curated record.